Messenger RNA from Tarenaya hassleriana, 2554 nucleotides. Its product is annotated as wall-associated receptor kinase-like 22. The coding region runs from base 144 to 2381 and encodes 745 amino acids. Lineage: Eukaryota; Viridiplantae; Streptophyta; Magnoliopsida; Brassicales; Cleomaceae. Gene Ontology annotation, biological process: protein phosphorylation; cell surface receptor signaling pathway. Gene Ontology annotation, molecular function: calcium ion binding; protein serine/threonine kinase activity; polysaccharide binding. Gene Ontology annotation, cellular component: plasma membrane. The transcript has 3 exons. The record is from RefSeq and is a predicted model, not a curated record.
CUCUAUGUCUGAAACCCGAGUCAGAAGUCUCGGAGAUAUUUGUGGCUGUAGAGUGUACAAGUAAACAGUCUUUCUCCUUUCUCAAAAGCUCCCCUCUGCUUCAGUAAAACGAUCAACCGAAGAACAAAGAUCUGAGCAUAAACAUGAUCAUCAGACUCUGGACGAUCCUUUCUCUACUAAUCCUACUGAUGAUCCGCCGUUCAGGAGCUGCAACAGCGGAUCAAGAUCUCACCAUUUCGAGCUCUUGCCGAAGCCGCUGCGGCGAUAUUCGGAUUCCGUAUCCAUUCGGGAUCGGAAAAGGAUGCUACCUCAGUAAGUGGUAUGAGAUUGUAUGCAACAAUGGUACCUCGCCGUUCCUUCCCGCCAUCGACAAGGAGGUCGUGAAUAUCUUUCUCCGUGACGAUGAUUCCGCCGAUAAUGUUCAACUUUAUUACCGGACAGUCCGCAUCAGAAGUCCGGUAACGUCCUCCGGCUGCGCCGAUGGCCGGGGAGAUUCCGGAUCUCUUUUGAAUUUGAGAGGAAGCCCUUUCUUUCUGGGCGAGGGCAAUAGCCUCGUAUCAGUUGGUUGCAAUACCAAAGCCCUGAUGACGAAUGUGAAUCCAAACAUCAUCGGAUGCGAGUCGAGUUGCGAUGAAGGGUCAGGAUUAGAACAAGAAGACCAGAGCUUCUGCAAUGGUUACAAAUGUUGUCAGGCUGCCACACCAUCGAGUAGGUUCCUGCAAGUGAUCGGUGUUAGGACAGAGAGAGUCGACGGAACUAACGACACAAGAGGAGGUUGCAGAGUUGCUUUCUUGACAGACCAGACAUAUUUCUCGUCAAACAUAAGCGAACCACUUGCCUUUCUUGCCAAUGGAUCUACUACCACGUUACAACUGCAGUGGUUCAUGUCUCCGACGGAUCUUCAGCUCGCAGCCUCAUCGGAUUGCGGGGAUUUAUCGAAUGCCCGAUCAAACUGUGAAUGCGGUUAUCAUAAUGUUUCCGGCAUCAGCUAUGGAAGCUGUCGGUGCAGAUACGGUUACAGAGGGAAUCCAUACCUUCCUGGAGGAUGCAAAGAUAUCGACGAAUGCUCUGAAGAUCGUUAUAGAUGCGGAGGACGAAUUACUUGCGUGAACACCCCCGGAAGCUACAAGUGCGUGACGAACAAGUCUUUCCUAACCAUUGCAGGCCUUAGUUUGGGUUUUGGCUUGUUGAUCGCGGUCGGUGGAGUAUAUUUGUUGUACAAAUUCAUUAAGAAGAGGAAGGAGAUAAACCGGAAGAAGAACUUCUUCAAGCGCAAUGGAGGGAUGCUGUUGCAGCAACAGCUGACUUCGACGGAAGGAAACGUCGAGAAGACGAGGAUAUUCGGCUCGAGAGAGCUGGAGAAGGCCACGGAAAACUUCAGCGUGAAAAGGGUGCUUGGACAGGGCGGUCAAGGCACCGUAUACAAGGGAAUGCUCGUAGACGGAAGAAUCGUCGCCGUCAAGAAGUCCAAAGCCGUGGACGAAGACAAACUCGAGGAGUUCAUCAACGAGGUCGUCAUUCUCUCCCAGGUCAACCACAGGAACAUCGUCAAACUCUUGGGAUGUUGCCUCGAGACGGAAGUUCCUCUCUUGGUUUACGAGUUUAUUCCCAACGGAAACCUUUUCGAGUAUCUUCACGAUGGAUCCGACGAUUACACGAUGACUUGGGAGGAGCGUCUACGCAUUGCCAUCGAGGUCUCACGAGCUCUUUCCUACUUGCACUCUGCUGCAUCUUGUCCCGUCUAUCACAGAGACAUCAAGUCUUCAAACAUAUUGUUGGAUGAGAAAUAUCGAGGUAAGGUUUCCGAUUUCGGGACUUCGAGAUCGAUAGCCGUAGAUCAAACCCAUCUGACGACGCUAGUCGCGGGUACUUUCGGGUAUCUUGAUCCCGAGUACUUCCAGACGAGCCAGUUUACAGACAAAAGCGACGUUUACAGCUUCGGAGUCGUGCUCGUGGAGCUAAUAACCGGCAAGAAGGCAGUUUCUAAUGUGAGGUCCGAAGAGAAUAGGGGAUUGGCAGCUCAUUUCGUCGAGGCCAUGAGAGAGAACAGACUCUUGGGUAUGGUCGAUGCCCGGAUCAAAGAGGAUUCGAAGCUCGAACAAGUAAUGUCGGUUGCAAAGCUUGCGAGGAAGUGUCUAAACCUGAAAGGGAAGAAGCGGCCGAGCAUGAGGGAAGUAUCAAUGGAACUGGAGAGGAUCCGAUCAUCUCCUGGAGAUCCAUUGAAAGACGAUACUGAGAGCGAUGAAGAGGACGAAGCCGUGAAAGCCGACAUUGGAGAAACUUGGAACGCCGUUUUCAGUGCUCCGGCCUCGGAAUUCGUGGUGGCUGCAUCUUCUUCAUCCUCUGAUGUCGAACCCUUGUUUCCUCAUACAACACAGUGACCGCAUCUUAGGGAAACCAGAAUGGUAUGGUUGUAUCUUAAGCAGUAACAAAAUCUGUAUCUGCAUAUGUAUUCUUAGACGUGAAAACGGUCGGCGGCUAGAGGAGGAGGAAGACAAGGGUGGAUAUUUAAACAAAUUCUAAUGAUAAAUGAGUAAAUGAGUGUUUGUCCGUU